GAGCGAGGUGGGUCGCGGCGGUGCCGCCUGUCAGCGCGAACGCCAGCUCGCCAGGGCGACCGGACAAGGGGUGGGUGCCGAGCGAGCACACAAAGGACGCCCACCGCCAGUGUCGACGGCACCGGCUGAGCCACCAUGACUCGCGUUUUAUGACACAGUCGACUGGGCUUCCGCGGGCUCAGCCUGCCAUUUUAUUUUGUUUUUAAAAUAAACUCCCAUUCAUUGGAGUAUCACAUUGAUAGGCCGCGUCCUUAGGAAGGCGGUCAUUGAGGUGAAUUAAUGCGUCGAUUCUGCUGAGCAACGGAGGGAGAAGAGAAAAAUAUACUGGAUAUUUACUUGGUAUUUGGAAGAUAAUAAUUCUUAGCUGUUUGGCGAUGGUGGAUGUGGAUUUCGCUGGCUGCGGUGCAUCUGGCGAUGGUAGCAGUCGCAACAGCCGAAAGAUGCUGGAGCUGCCCGACUCUGACUGUGCUGAGGUUGUACCGCUGGAGCUGUACGAUUCCUCUCGGGCUAAGAUAGCCGCUAAUCUGGCCUGGAUCUUUUCCAAAGCAUACGGAAUAGAUAAUAUUCCUGAGGAUUUAAGGGAUGCUUUCUACACAGAUCAAUAUGAACAGGAACAUAUUAAGCCACCAGUGAUCAAGCUGUUGCUAUCCAGUGAACUCUAUUGUCGUGUGUGCAGCCUAAUUUUAAAGGGGGAUCAGGUGGCUGCAUUGCAGGGUCACCAACCUGUCAUUCAAGCAUUGUCACGCAAAGGCAUUUAUGUAAUGGAGAGUGAUGAUAUGCCAGUUUCAGAAUCGGACCUCACACAGUCUCCAGUCAAAAUGAAUGCUCACAUGGCUUUGAUUGAUGCUCUGAUGAUGGCCUACACAGUUGAGAUGAUCAGCAUUGAAAAGGUAGUGGCAUCUGUAAAGCGUUUUUCCACGUUUAGUGCCUCAAAGGAAUUACCAUAUGAUCUGGAAGAUGCCAUGGUGUUCUGGAUAAAUAAGGUGAAUUUAAAAAUGAGAGAGAUUACAGAAAAGGAAUUUAAACUUAAACAACAAGUUAUAGAAAGUCCAAGUCACCAAAAGGUUCGUUAUCGACGGGAUCACCCCUUGAGCAAGCAGUUACCAUUUUUCCCCCUAAUGGAGGACUUAAUGAGGGAUGCUUGUGAUGGUUGCUCACUUCUGGCCGUUAUUCACUAUUACUGCCCAGAGCUCAUGAAAUUAGAAGAUAUUUGCCUGAAGGAAGUGACUUCAAUUGCAGACAGCUUGUACAAUAUUCAGCUCCUGAUAGAUUUCUCAAAUCAUUACCUGAACAGAAGUUUCUAUCUUACGCUUGAAGAUAUGCUAUAUGGCCCUACAGUGCUGAAGCCUAAUGUUAUGGUGUUCAUUGCUGAGUUGUUCUGGUGGUUCGAAGUUGUGAAACCUGACUUUGUACAGCCAAGGGAAGUUCAAGAAAUCAAAGAUGCUAAAACCCUCUUACAACAAAAGAACUUGCGUCCACCUCUUCCAAUUUCCAAUGCAACAAAAAGGAGCUUUAUGGUCAGCCCAGCAAAUGGUGACAUGACAGCAACUCCACCACAAAGUAGCCAAGAUAUUGGAACCAGGUAUUGCCUGCAUCCUGAAGAGUUUGUCAAAGGAAGCCCUGCCUUCAGUCCAUCCCACCCACUGUUGCCUUUAAGACAGAGGCAACACAAAUCUUCUUUGCCUUAUGAAGAUAGUCAAGAUACCCGGCAUCGUUCAAAUUCCCUUACUCGAGUUGAUGGGCAGCCAAGAGGCUCAGUGUUGGCUUGGCAAGAAAAAAAACCAAGACCUUUGUCUCAACCAACGCCAUUUGCCCUUCACUAUGCAACUGACAGUGAUAUAGAUGUUGCUUCUGGUGAUAGUAUCAGCCUGGCCAGGUCUAUUAGCAAAGACAGUCUUGCAUCCAAUAUAGUCAAUGUAACUCCUAAGCAUCAAUCUCAGUUGUUUUCUCCAACUGCAGAAAGCAAUGGAAAAAGUUUGCUAAGAAAUGUGGACAUUGAAGAUGAGGAUGAUGAAGAACUAAUGGCAAUAAUUAAGUCAAACGAAGGAAUGGUUAAUAAUUGUAAUCUUGAGUUACAAAGUGUUUCAUCAAAAGCCCAAAAUCAGUUUGUGCUGUCAAAGUCCCCAAGGAAGCAAAAUGACAUUGAAGCAGGAAACCAAACUGGUGGUUUUUUCUUAGAACCUUUAAUGCCUGCUGUUUUAAAACCAGCCAAGGAAAAUCUCUUCAUUGUUAAUAAACAUGAAGAAUAUGGAGAACGUAAAUACAGAUCUCCAUCAGCAAAGAAAAUAACUGAUGGACAUUUGCCUUCAAUGCGCAAAAAAGCAGUGAAUGUCAAUGGUGAAGCAGAUAUUAACAGGACUUUCACUCCCAUAACCAGCUCUGACUUCAUGGUAGUCACAGAUCCAAUCACUACAGAAUCUUUAAGGCACAUUGAAGCACCAGGAGUUUCCAUGAGUAACUUCAGGCCUUUGGCAAGCAGUAGUGCUGAUGGUUCAAUGCAAGAAGAGUCUGGAGGUUUCUUUCUUCAUACUGGUGAUGCUGAAGAAGGAUUCAGUGACAUAUCAGUGAAUAAUACGAUUACUAUGGACAGUAGUAAACCCCGUGACACAACAACAUGGACUGUGAAUAUCCAGGAUUCUGAUUCAGACAUUCUGGAUAUGGAAGAGGCUGUACAAGAUCUAGUUAAUGAUGAUGAGGAGCAACAUGUAAGAAGCUGUUAUAGUGGAGAAGAGGAAUCUCGAAAAUUACAUCAUGAUAUGAAGGUAAAAGAACAUGAGGACAAAGAUGAUGCCAGUGGACGUUCCAGCCCUUGUUUGAGUACAAUCUCUCAGGCUAGCAGUACGUCCAUGACCAGUGCCAGUAUUAGAAUGACCAGCUUUGCGGAACGUAAAUUACAAAGGCUUAACAGCACUGAGGCAAAAUCAAGUGCAAGUAGUUCUCAGAAGACUACACCUGAUGGGUCAGAAUGUUGCCCCCUACCCAUGAUGACAUGGAGGCAGAAACGAGAACAGAGUCCUGGUAGACAGAUCAAAGAUAGUGCUCAGAUACUGGCCUCAGAACUAGUUAAACUUCACAUGCAGCUUGAGGAGAAAAGAAGGAUAAUUGAAGCUCAGAAAAAGAAAAUGGAGGCUCUCUCUGCUAGACAGCGUCUAAAGCUUGGCAAAGCCGCUUUUUUGCAUAUUGUUAAAAAGGGGAAGAAUGAAGGGAUUCCUCAACCACUCAAGCCUGAGCAUUUCACAAAAGGAGCAGAAUGUCCAAGUCAUGAGGAAACUGUUGCUCAUGUAGCUAGACCACCAAAAGCUGAUGAAGAUUUUCCAAACCAAGAAGAUUACUUAAGACAAGCAGAUGAAUUAGGGACAAGAGAUUUACAGGAGAAAAUAACUGAGGAUGAUAUUCAAGAGAGCAUUGCUGCUGUUCGACAACGAUGGUUUAAGGAAUCCACACAAGUUGGCCCUGAUGUUGAUAAGAACAAGAUGAAUUUUAAUGGCUGCUAUGAGGAUGGUAUGGCAGAUCUUGAUGUGAAUGAGUACAAUCGUUCAAUUGAAAAACUUAAUGAAACUUUGAGCAACCUUCAGUUUGAGAUGCAUAAGCUUUCACAGCAGCAGGAACUCUUGAUGAAGCUUAAGGACCAAGUACCAACAACACCUGUAUCAAAUAUCAAUCGUACUCUGCUGGAUCAAAAGAACAAGCAAGCAGUGCAGAUUGUUGAACCAUUAUCACCCACAGGUGGGAGUCCAUCACCAACUGUACGCAAGCAGCCGCGGAGUAUGUCGUUGAAAAGUCCCCGGGCAGGAAGGCCAACGGAGCUGAAAGUCUCGAGGGAUACUAAAACGCAAGCGUCUUUUCGUAUUAUUACACCAACACACAGUGUAGAAACUCUGCCCCAUUUGCGACCUUCCCCAGGUAGUAAGCCACUUAAAUCUGACACUGAGGAUAUUGCUGCUGGGUCUUUUGAUGGCAGGUCUUCUAAAGACUCUGCUGAUCCCACUUCUGAAAGGACGAAGGAUACUGAUGGUGCCAAGCAAUAUGAACAAAAUAACCAGCGAACAUUGGUGCUCUCUGGAUUUCAGAAAGACAGUUAUAAUUAUUUCAAUGAUCAAAUCAACACUGAGGCAGUAAUUAGUACUCCAAACAAACUUGAACACUCAUCACUUAACUCUUCAGAUAGUUCAGGGAAGGAGAACAUUCCUAUUGAGGAACAAUCCAAAAACAAAGCCAACCUUAUUGAAGUAGAUCUCUCUGAACUGAGGGCACCAGCAGAAGGUGAAGAAUGUGAAAGCCAAGGCAUUUCCACCAGCCAAGUGAUUUGUGAAUCAGAUCAGAAGUCUGGAUUGGGCUUUUUUUUCAAGGAUGAUCAAAAAGCAGAAGAUGAGUUGGCAAAGAAGCGAGCGGCAUUCCUCCUCAAGCAGCAGCGCAAAGCAGAAGAAGCUCGUUUACGAAGACAGCAGCUGGAUGCUGAGAUAGAACAGAAGCGUGACGAAGCAAGGCGUAAAGCUGAAGAGGAUCGGAUUCGCAAAGAGGAGGAGAAAGCACGAAGAGAGUUAAUCAAACAGGAAUAUCUAAGACGUAAACAGCAGCAAAUACUGGAAGAGCAAGGUCUUGGUAAACCGAAACCUAAAGUUAAGAAGCAACGUCCAAAAUCAGUUCAUCGGGAAGAAUCGUAUAGUGAACCACCAUCAAGAUAUCCUUCUACUCCUGAUAAUCUCAGCAGUGCUCAGUCUGGGUCCAGUCUGUCACUGGCAUCUGCGGCUACCACUGAAGCAGAAAGUGUGAAUUCUGGUGGUGGCAGUGGUAGUGGUGGCUUUUCACAAAGGACAGACUCCAUGGAGACCUUCUCAGUGUUGAGCCGAAAUCAGAGUAGGAACACAGAACGAGACUGGGAGAAUGCAUCCACAGCCUCAUCAAUUGCAUCUGUGGCUGAGUACACAGGUCCAAAGUUAUUCAAGGAGCCAAGCUCAAAAUCAAAUAAGUCAAUAAUUCAUAAUGCUAUCACACAUUGCUGUCUUGCGGGAAAAGUAAAUGAGCCACAGAAAAAUUCAAUACUUGAGGAGCUUGAAAAAUGCGACGCUAACCAUUACAUCAUCUUGUUUCGUGAUGCGGGCUGUCAGUUCCGAGCACUUUAUGCCUAUUCUCCAGACUCUGAGGAGAUCCAGAAGUUAACUGGCACAGGGCCUAAAAACAUUACAAAGAAGAUGAUCGAUAAGCUUUACAAGUACAGCUCGGACAGAAAGCUGUUUAGCCUAAUACCUACCAAGACCAUGUCAGUCAGUGUGGACGCAAUCACAAUUCACAACCAUUUGUGGCAAGCCAAGCGAUCUGCAGUGCCAAAGAAGCAUGCAACAGGAAAAUGAAGAGAGUUUUUUUGCUGGUUCAUUUUAAAGUUCUCCAGCAAUCUAAUGUUUCUCCCAUUUCCCCAUAGUAGAUUGUGUUGAAAUCGGCAUUUUUUCCAUUUGAUUUGGUGGCUAUUUAGUUUUGGGAGACAGCAGAUCUCUCCAGAUUCUGUUGCAGAUUACAGAAUGGAAUCUUUUAUUGAAUGUUUGCACAGACAGUGAAAUGUUACCUAUUCCACUAAUGACAAAAUAAGUAGUUGGUAUUUUUCUGAUGGAUUGUCAGUCUCUAAGUGCCAACAUUUGGCGGUACGUGACAGAAUUCUGGCUUUGUUUUCUAUGCUGGUUACUCUGGCUUGUAACUGUCUUUUCUUUGCAUGUGGCAAGUUUUCUAGCCAGUGGAUUCUUAAAGUAUUUGUGGACUGUGGUUGUGAGAAGAUUCCUCUGCUUUUUCUUUUCCUUCAAUUCCUUUUUGGAAUGGCAUCACCAUGGGGAUUGAGGCAAUGUCACAGCUGGAUUUGGCUUGAGGUAAACUUGUAAUGAAAGGUUUUCUAACAUCAUUCCUGCCAGUGGAAGGCCAUCUUCCUAUACUGGUUCAGAUAGUUCUGUCCUGACUUUGGUUUAUCAGGGUCUUUGUGCAACAAUCAGAGCAAUCUAUAAACUGCCAAGAAACUUGACAACAACUGACCUUCAGUUCCGGAUGCUGCUCAUCUUUCUCCACGUACUGUUACCGUGAACGGUAAUGCAUUGUGAUAUGUACAGCAAUGUGACCGAUGUAUCAGCAGUCAUUCUACUGCUGGAAAGGCAAUCGUGUAAAGCAUGUGAACAAAUCUGCACAGACUGGCAGGAUGACGGCAUAUGCUGAGAAUUGCCUCUUGGGAAAUCUAAUUUAUUAAACACUUGAAUAUGACACAUUUUAUACAUGCCAUCAUUUUAGAGAGAGUCUGUGUUCUGCAGUAAUGGUUGGGUGUUCUUUGUCCAGUAAGGAAGAUUGUUGUAGAAGUAGUGUAUUACCACACAGAGCACAGUAUUGCUGUAUGGGAGGCACACUGAAAGGUCACAGUCAAAAUUUAAUGCUUUUUAUUGCAUUGUGCAUUCUGAAAAAUUUCCAUCAUAUUUUCCAUACUAUAUGAGCAGCAUGCUCUUCUAAGAAUGUAUAUUCUGUUGAACACAGCCAAUUUUCUUUUGGGUUAGCAAUAUUUAUUAUAUUUCAUAACUAGUUAUCCUGCCAUUCUUGGCUAAUGUCUGCAAAUUGGACAUUCUCCCACCAGAUGUUUAUGAAACUUUUUUUUUCCUUGUUCUGGAGUUUUUAAAUAACCUGUCUGGAGCUAUGUGUGUUCUGUUUAAAAUAAACAAAAUCUUAAUAUUAAGCGGUACAGUGGAAAAUAAUUUGAACACCCUUGAAUGUGUGAUCACAAAGAUCCUUGGAAGCUGGAUUCUUUCUCCCAUUACAUGGCAGUUUGUGUAAUCACUGUAGUAAACUUAGAUAAAGGUAAAGCUGCUUACAAGACAGUUUUUAAUUUUAACAGUGCUAUCUUGUGCAUGUUCAGUCUAAACACUAACAAUAUGUAAACAUCCUAAGCAGAAGGAUUUUUCUUUUAAGAAAGCAAUUUUAUUUGCUACUGGCUGUGGUCAAUUUUUUAAUAUACAAAAUAAAGGACUCCACAUUUGAGCAGUGAGUUUGUAGUUAUGACCAUUUACAGCAGUCCAAUGUGUAUGUGUGGCUCCUUAAAAUGGAACAUUUUGACCUGAGAAAUGAAGACAACAUUGUCUUUUGAGCAGGUCAAUUUCCUUAACAAAAGCUUAUGGGUAAUUGAUGUAGUUCGUAGUUUUUUUUAUAUGUUUUAUAAGAAAAAGUAUUGUUAGAUGAUUUUGCCUAUACUGUCUCAUCACUUUUUUUCUGAAAAAGAACUUUGUGGAAAUACAGAAAUUAGCAGUUUGAGCUGUGUAUUUUUAGAAAUUUUCAGUUAAAAUUGGUGAGAUCAUGGAAGUUGUGCAUGCAAAAAUGUAAUUACCAAAAGCGGUUUGUAAGAAUCUUAACUGCAGAUGAAUAUAUUUUCAAUUUUUUUUUUGUUUUAUUAUUAGGGUAAAGUUACAAUCCAUUAUACACUUUGGUACAGUUUAGUACACUUGUUCAUCCUGACUGGUAAGAUAAUCAGCAAACGUUUAAUUUUGCUGAUUUUUUUAAUGAUGAGUGCAUCAUACAGGGAUUGAGCAUUUUGAUAGUUGGUUUGUGUUGAUGUUUAAUGCUUAUUAAGUAAGGUCAGAGAGGAAAUAAUUAGAAAUAUAACAAAUGAAUGCUUUUCAUCUAAGUAAUUUUCUUAAUGGAUUGUGUUGCCUUAAUAUAGGCCAACACUGAGCUGUUUACAAACCAGUUUGAGAUCUGUAGUAGGGGAGAUAGUAAUUAUGCAACACUUGAGAUUAAUAGAGGUUGUCCUAAUGCCUGUGAAACGUUGGACCCGUAUGAGAUCCGUCAACUUAAGUGUGAUGACUUUCUUUCUAAGCCCGUGAAUAUUUUCAGGAGGCAGUUUAACCUUCUGUUAAAGCACUUUUAAAAAACAUAUAAAGGAUAUUAACGGAUGUAAAUAUUCAUUGUGCAUUAUUUGGUAAAUUGACUUUGAAAUAUUUGGAACCUGGCAGUUUCAGGUUGAGUAAAUGCUGGCUAGAAAGCCCCAGGUGAAGCGAAUUGUGUUCCAGCUUUUGUUAGCAGUGGAUUACUCUUGUAUUUUUAUUGUUUUAUAAAAUGCUGCAUGCUUUCCCAAUUUUUAUUUUGGAUAAAACCUUUAUAUUAGUGCUUUAUUUAACUCUCCCCAAAGCUUUCCUGUCCUGAAAACCUCCGAAGAUCGAUGAAGGUAAAAAUGUAGUUAUCUUCAGUCCCACAAUCAUAAUUUAAAUUUUUAAAAGCUGAAUCUGCAAUUCUAGUUUUGUGCCAAUUAAAACUUAAGUUUUUCAUUGUUGACAAGAAACUCGACAGCUUUGCUGCAGUCAUUUUCAAUUUAGUUCACUUGUAACCAAAAUAUGUUACAGUUGUUACAUUACUUAAACACUAAUAUACCUCCUAGUCAGAAGAGAAAGGACUUCAACUGUUUACUUUAUGUUUUUUGAAAAUGUUAGCAUAAUCAGCUGUGUAAAACCAUUUGGAAACUGCUUGCCAACUAAACUACUAAAGCAUAGAUAUUCAGUGGAUGGCUUCAACACCAAUUUGGAUAUGACCAAAAGGAAUUGCUAUAUUGGGACAUCAACACUUGAAGAAUUUUUACUUUUAUGAUUUUCUCCCAUUACAAUCUGCUUAUUCACAGAUGCCACCUGUUGUCUGUGUCCAGGUACCGGUUCAUUUCUGCGCUCUUUAGCAAGUGGGUUAACCAUCAUUAAUGAAAAACUUCUGUGGCAGGUGCAAAAGAUGCAUGGGUAUAAGGGAGAAUUAGGUAUGAUGGAGGGGAUGAGGGGAAGAAGGGGGGGGGGGUGAGGUUAUGAAACAAGAGAAAUCCGGAAUGUGUAAAGGAUAAUUUGCCCUAGAUAGGUAGUGGUGUGCCCAAUACUGCAGAAGAGCCCAUCUAGGCACCUAUGCUUAAAUCUUUAUUGGGCUACCUGUCCACAAAAGGGCAACAAUUAAAAGUCGGUGUUCAAUGGGCAAAAUAAAAUCAAUGUCACAACAGCAUUCCUUUCAUGUUUUAAUUGACUUUCUGUAUGAUGUACACUACUUUUAUUGUGUAUUAACAAUGAAGAUAUUUUGAUUCAGUUUCUGUUGGGAAUAUUUACCAUGCACGUUGAUAACAUCAUCAGAUGCAUGAAUAAGAAGGGGGAAUGCUGUGUAAAUACUGAUAGAGAGUACCUUGUCUGGUUACUGUAAACGUUUCCAUUGGUUGUGGAUACAGACUCUUCAAAACAUGCACAGAACAACUUUGUGUGUAUUAUUCAUGCAAGGAAAGAAAAGUUUUCUUUUAAAUGCAUAUUCUGUGCUUAGUCUCCAUUUGGUUGCAGUUGUGUUCUGAUAACUUGAGUGGUAAUUGUGUUUACAUAUUGUGACAGUCCUUUAAACCGAUUUGCCUCCGCUGUUUUUUUGUGUGACAAUUUUAGUAGUUGGGUAUAACAAGAAUCACAAAAGCAUAAAACAUUGUGAAUCUUGGAUAAGAACAGAAACACUAAAGAUAAACAAUAAAUGUACAAGAAGAGGUAUAUUAAGAAUUUGGCUUCUGGUCAUUGCUGAUGAAAAAGACAUGAUCCAAAAUAUCUCUGCUAGACCUCAAAUACAAACUGAAUUUGCUAAAUAUAUUUUCUAUAUCUGUUAGUCAAUCACCUUUGGUGUCCAUGAUUGGUAACAUGAGCAGGAUAGCUAGUAGAAAGAGAACUUUGCUGUAUUGUGAUAUUUACAAGCAAAGGUCAAGAUCUCCAAUUUUAUAUACAUUAAAUAGGAAUUAAAUUCUGCUGAUGAGACCAGUUUUGAUGUGAGCCAAAAUGUGUAUGUGUUAACACAGGAUAUUGGUAAAUGGUAUUCUUUGUAAAUUGAGUGGCUAGUGUCAGAUUAUGCAUUGCAUCAUAAUAGCAUGUUGCAUAGCUUUGUCCAUCAUAAUAUUUUAACUAGCAAAAUAUGUUAGAAAACCUGAGCUAAGAAAACAUUGUACAUCUUGCUAAUGGUAUGUAAAUGUGUGCAUUCCAAAUUACAUGUUAAAUUUAAGGCAACAAAAUGGAUUGCAGAGAUUUUCCUCAUCAGAUUAUCACAACCUCUCUCAGUGAACUGUAAUAGAUUUUAAAGUUAUUUUCAUUUUUGUGGUAAUUUUUAAAGUAAGUAAAUAUAGAAGGACAUCAUAUGCUUCGGGCCAUAUGUUCAAUUCAUUGAGUUAGUUAAUACAUUAGCUAUUUCUCUUGUUGUUUGUUACUCUAAAAUUGGCUAAAUUUUAUUUUGCAAGCUGAGAAUUUUCUAUAGCUGAGCAGUGUAGAUAAAAGGGAGUGAAAAUACUAUUGUCAAUUACUAUUUUACUCAGGUAUUUUUUUAAUAAUGAAAGAAUGUCCAUGUUCUUUGCAAAUAAGAUAAUAUUGUAAACCACGAACAAUUUUUCUGUCUUUCUAUAAGCGGAGGGAUAAAAUUCUCGAUGCUGGUUACCCACUGUGCGUAAAAUGUAGAAAUUAAAGGCACUUGCAGUCAGAGUUAAACUUUUACCUAUCCUUAAUACCACUUUGAAAAUAUUCAGAGCUAAGUGAACAAUCCUUGGAUUUUAAUGCUUUUUGGACUGUUACCUUGUUUAAAAGAAGUGCAAUUAUCCUUUAUGUUGUUUUGAAACUGAGAUCUUUAACAGCAAUCUGUCGGGCCAUUGUUGUAAUGUGUAAAUUACUGUUUAUAUUGGAGUGAGCCACAUAUAGUGAAAUUGGCUUGCACUGUUGCAUUUGGUAAUGUGACUUAGGGUUGACAGUGAAUUCUUGAGCUAACACAAGUUUGUCUUCCACUCCAUUUUUAUGUUGUUCUCAUGGUUUUGAAACAAGUGUGACAGUGAGAGUUUGUGUAAAAGUCGUAGCAUUUUGUAAAUUACUGAUUGGAACUGUAAAUAUCCAAAAAUACCAGAAGUUACUUUUUAAAAGGUUUGGGUAUUACCAAACAAGUAACAUUAAGCAAUGACAUUUUUGUAAUGUUGUCAUGCUUAUCAUCAUCAUCACCUAAAUGUUGCAUACUUUUAUGUUGAGUACAUAAAGCCUAUUUAUUUUGGAAAAGCACUGAAAAUUUAAUAAAGAACAGUGAACUGUA
This is a messenger RNA of Hypanus sabinus (Atlantic stingray), 11064 nucleotides long. RefSeq names its product calmodulin regulated spectrin-associated protein 1b (gene camsap1b). The record is from RefSeq and is a predicted model, not a curated record. The transcript has 17 exons. Gene Ontology annotation, biological process: neuron projection development; cytoplasmic microtubule organization; negative regulation of microtubule depolymerization. Bases 375 to 5351 code for a protein of 1658 amino acids. NCBI's taxonomy places the organism in Eukaryota, Metazoa, Chordata, Chondrichthyes, Myliobatiformes, Dasyatidae. Gene Ontology annotation, molecular function: spectrin binding; calmodulin binding; microtubule minus-end binding. Gene Ontology annotation, cellular component: microtubule minus-end.